Talaromyces rugulosus is the source of this 372-nucleotide messenger RNA. RefSeq lists its product as uncharacterized. The transcript has 4 exons. The record is from RefSeq and is a predicted model, not a curated record. Gene Ontology annotation, biological process: mitochondrial electron transport, ubiquinol to cytochrome c. Lineage: Eukaryota; Fungi; Ascomycota; Eurotiomycetes; Eurotiales; Trichocomaceae. Bases 1 to 372 code for a protein of 123 amino acids.
AUGUCUGUCCCUUCGUUCACCAACUAUGUCGUGAAGCGACCCUUCUUGAGGCGCUGGAUGCAGCCCAUUGCCGAAUGGUACACCAACGCCGCUGGCUACCGCCGUCUCGGAUUGAGAGCCGAUGACUUGAUCCCCGAAGAAAGCGAACUCGUCCAAAAGGCCCUCCGUCGUCUUCCUCCCAAGGACGCCUACGACCGCGUCUUCCGUCUUCGCCGUGCUUUCCAGUGCUCGAUCUCUCACACUCUUCUCCCCGCCGAGGAGCAAACCAAGCCCGAUGAGGACCGCGAGUACCUCAGCCCAAUCAUCCGGGAAUUGCAACAGGAAGCCCAAGAACGCGAGGACCUGGACACUCUGGUCGUCAAGCGAAAGUAA